Molecule: messenger RNA, 4154 nt
Organism: Danio aesculapii
Lineage: Eukaryota; Metazoa; Chordata; Actinopteri; Cypriniformes; Danionidae
Gene: usp25
Product: ubiquitin specific peptidase 25
Exons: 26
Coding region: 188-3682 (1164 amino acids)
Biological process (GO): regulation of protein stability; protein deubiquitination
Cellular component (GO): cytosol; nucleus
Molecular function (GO): protein binding; cysteine-type deubiquitinase activity; cysteine-type endopeptidase activity
Source: RefSeq, a predicted model, not a curated record
GACCCAGCUAAUGGAUGUCAGAGAUGUCAGAUGUGACUGUACUGCUCGUGUUCGUCAUGGCGCCGUUGCAGCGCGGAUGAGUACGGACUUUUUCUCUUUUAAACUCCCCCGUUAAGCUCACAUAACUCCUGUAUGUUUCGUUUUUACCGUCGAAUUUGAGUCCUUUUCGCCUGGAUCGGAAGCGGCCAUGACCGUGGAGCAGAAUGUCCUGCAGCAGCACUCUCAGAAGCACCAGCAGACAUUACUGAACCAGCUGAGGGAAGUUACUGGAACUACAGAUGUUCAGCUGUUACAGCAGGCACUGCAGGUCAGUAAUGGUGACCUAGUGGAGGCGGUUGCCUUUCUCACUGAGAAAAACGCCAAGGUCCCGCAGCAAGAUGAAGCCACCUAUUACCAGACGGCCCAAAUCACCAACGACAGAUACAUCAGCGUGGGCAGCCAGGCUGACACAAAUGUAAUUGAUCUGACUGGAGAUGAUAAAGAUGACCUCCAGCGGGCCAUCGCUCUCAGUCUGGAGGAGUCAAACAGAGCCUUCAGGGAGACGGGCAUCACCGAUGAAGAGCAGGCUAUCAGCAGAGUCCUGGAGGCGAGUAUCGCGGAGAACAAGGCCAGCCUGAAGCGAACACACACAGAAGUGUGGAGCGAUUCACCAAACCCUCACGAGCGCAAGAGGCUGGAGAACUGUCCUGUAGGCCUGAAGAAUGUGGGAAACACUUGCUGGUUCAGUGCUGUUAUACAGUCUCUUUUUAACCUGCUGGAGUUUCAGAGGCUGGUGUUGCAUUAUUCCCCUCCUGCACGGAUGCAGGACCUGCCCCGCAAUCAAAAGGAGCACAGGAACCUGCCCUUCAUGCAGGAGCUCAGGCAUCUCUUCUCCUUGUUGGUGGGCUCCAAGCGGAAGUACGUGGACCCAUCCAGGGCCGUGGAGAUCCUCAAAGAUGCCUUCAAGUCCAGUGAGUCUCAGCAGCAGGAUGUGAGCGAGUUCACCCAUAAACUCUUGGACUGGCUGGAGGACGCGUUUCAGAUUAAAGCAGAAGAGGACAGGGAGGGAGAGAAACCCAAGAACCCGAUGGUUGAGCUGUUUUAUGGACGUUUCCUGGCUGUGGGCGUCCUGGAGGGAAAGAAAUUUGAGAACACCGAGAUGUUUGGCCAGUAUCCUCUCCAGGUGAACGGCUUCAAAGAUCUACACGAGUGUUUAGAGGCCGCCAUGAUAGAGGGAGAAAUCGAGUCUUUGCAUUCUGCAGAAAACUCCGCCAAAUCAGGCCAAGAGCACUGGUUCACAGAGCUUCCACCAGUUUUGACCUUUGAACUGUCCAGGUUUGAGUUUAAUCAAGCCUUAGGGCGACCUGAGAAGAUUCACAAUAAGCUUGAGUUUCCUUCUAUGCUGUACAUGGACAGGUACAUGGACAGGAACCGGGAGAUCACACGGAUAAAGCGAGAGGAGAUCAGAAGACUAAAGGAGCACCUGACCGUCCUCCAGCAGCGACUCGAGAGGUAUCUGAGUUAUGGGUCAGGGCCCAAGCGCUUUCCUCUGGCCGAUGUUCUCCAAUAUGCAAUGGAGUUUGCGUCCAGUAAACCAGUGUGCACGUCUCCAGUGGAGGACAUUGAUACAACAGCACCACCUGGUGGCACGACUGCGCAGCUGCCACCGCCACCAAGCGCAGGGGAACAGCCGGAUGCGUGUGUCUCAGCCGAGGGCUCCGGCUCUGGUAUGCAGGCUCCGCAACAGCAGCAGCAGCAGAGGGUUUCCAUCCAUAAACCGUUCACACAGUCUCGAGUGCCACCGGAUCUGCCCAUGCAUCCCGCUCCUCGGCACAUCACCGAGGAGGAGCUGCGGGUGCUGGAGAGCUGCCUGCACCGCUGGAGGAGCGAGGUGGAGAACGACACCAGAGAUCUGCAGGCCAGCAUAUCCAGAAUCCACAGAACCAUCGAGCUCAUGUAUUCUGACAAGUCUAUGAUGCAGGUGCCGUAUCGACUACAUGCUGUUCUGGUCCACGAGGGUCAGGCGAAUGCCGGUCACUACUGGGCCUACAUUUAUGACCGUCACCACCAGCGCUGGAUGAAAUACAAUGACAUUGCAGUGACAAAGUCAUCAUGGGAAGAGCUGGUGCGGGACUCGUUUGGUGGAUAUCGUAACGCCAGCGCUUACUGCCUCAUGUACAUCGAUGAUAAAAAACCCUUCCUUAUUCAAGAAGAGUUUGAUAAAGAGACGGGGCAGAUGCUCAGUGGUUUGGACAAGCUUCCUCCUGACCUGAAGGAGUUUGUGGAGGCAGAUAACAAGCUCUUCGAGAGGGAAAUUGAGGAGUGGGACGCUUUACAGGCCCGUAAACUCCAGCAGGAGAAGCUGGCUCUGGCCGCCGCUGCUGCUGCAGCCGCUGCUGCUAGUGUGGCCGUCCAGCCAAUGAGCACUGAGCCCUGCUCUCCAGACAACACAGUAGCUCCUCAGCAUGACCCAGAGUACAUGGAGCAGCAGUCGCCCAGCGGAGACUCCAAACACCUGCAGGAGGACACAGAGAGAGCCAUCAGCAAAGCUGCAGCGGAGCACGAUGAGAAGAGUCCCGAAGCCCUGCUCAAUACAUCUCAGUCAUCUCAUCCCGACAGCGAGGUGACCUCUGACCCCUGCCCUCCUCCUGACCCCGAGCAGGACGACCCUACCUGCCCUCCACCCGGCCCUCAGCGGGUGGUGGAGGUGGCCAUUCCUAAUGUAGGGACCUUCGUCAUUCAGUCGAAAGAGGGAGGUUAUGAUGACGAGGCGAUGAUGACCCCAAACAUGCAGGGUAUCAUAAUGGCCAUUGGCAAAUCCAGGAGUGUUUAUGACAAGUGUGGGCCUGAAGCAGCGUUCUUCAAGGCGAUGAAGGUUGAGUACACACGUUUGCUGAGGCUUGCUCAGGAGGACCCACCGCCCGAAAGAGACUACCGGCUACAGCACGUCAUUGUGUACUUUAUUCACAAUGAGGCGCCCAAGAAGAUUGUGGAGAGAACAUUACUCAUGCAGUUCGCUGACAGAAACCUUGGCUUCGAUGAGAGGUGUAAAAGCAUCAUGAAAGUGGCACGAGCUAAACUGGAGCUCAUCAAGCCUGAUGAGGUGAAUAUGGAGGAGUACGAGAUGUGGCAUCAGGACUACAGGCUUUUCCGUGAGACGUCAGUGUUCCUGUUGAUUGGCCUAGAAUUAUUCCUGAAGAAAAGUUUUGUGGAAGCGCUGAUGUACUUGAUCUAUGCCUAUCAGUACAACAAAGAUCUCCUGGCGAAAGGGCCGUACAGAGGCCAUGAUGAGGAGCUGAUUGCACAUUACCGCAGAGAGUGCCUGCUGAAGUUGAACGAAUACGCUGCCGCUUUGUUCGAGACUGGCGAGGAGGCUAAGGUGAACACAGGUCUGAGCAUCAUGAACGAUCUGGUAGUGCCCUGUCUUCCUCUGUUACUGGUGGAUGAGAUGGAGGAGAAGGACAUGGUGGCUGUUGAGGAUAUGAGGAACCGAUGGUGCUCAUACCUGGGCCAGGAAAUGGAGCCGAAUCUUCAGGAGAAGCUGACCGACUUCCUACCCAAACUGCUGGACUGCUCGACUGAGAUCAAAAGCUUUCACGAGCCGCCCAAACUGCCCUCUUACUCCACGCUGGAGCUGUUUGAGCGUUUCGGCAGGGUCAUGACGUCCCUCACUAUGGGUCGAACCCCUGCUGACGGCAGAUGAGCGGCUCAGACUUCAUCUCCUCUCCACUAACACACACACGCCUUCCUUAAAGCAGGACUUUCUCAAACCUGCUCACCUUUCCUUUCACUUUUGCUGCUAGAGAUUUUAUCCUUAUUGGUAUUAUUAAUAUUAUUUUUCGAGGAUUCUGUUAUGUUUUACAGCUAAUGCAACAGUAAGGAUGGCGUGAAGCUGAGCAGAAGCAAAGAAAGAAUGCAUUAGAUGGAUAGUUCACCUAAAAAUAAAUGUUAUAAAGGAUUUGAAGGUAAUUGAAUAACAAAUGAUCAUUUUGGCGUGAACUAUCCCGGGUUUCAUGGUGGUGCUUUAGACAUUGGCGCAUGCAGCUUUAGCUUUGUGAAACGAGGUUGAGGAUUCAUUUCAAUAUUUGGUUUUAUUUUUAGUUUUAUCCCCUCCCCUUCGUUCCUUUUCACACCGGAAGCAGAUCGAUCUGCCGUUUUGUUACAGUGUUACCACA